Messenger RNA from Aphidius gifuensis, 1027 nucleotides. RefSeq lists its product as uncharacterized. The transcript has a single exon. The coding region runs from base 68 to 1027 and encodes 319 amino acids. The record is from RefSeq and is a predicted model, not a curated record. Lineage: Eukaryota; Metazoa; Arthropoda; Insecta; Hymenoptera; Braconidae.
UUAUAAUUUGAACUUGACAAGAAUAGCAAUUAUUAGAAUUGCUAUUAAUUUAUGGGAACAACCACAAAUGAAAAAUAAAAUAAAAAAAUUUUUUCAUCAACAUGGUUACGAUGGAUUUUUAAGAGAACCAAAUUACUUUGAUUCAUGUCAACUAAUUGAAUGGGAAAAAGAGAUAUAUAGUCAAAUUGAAGAUUUAAAAUUGCCAAUUUUAUUGAAACAAGAAUUACUAUGUGCAAUAAGACCAGUUGGAGAAAAUUUAUUUGGUUGGUUAGUUGAUGUUUCAUGGAAAUUAAUUAGAAUUGAUUCUGCCAAGCCAUCAUUUGAUGACUAUUAUGAUAACAUUUGCUGGCAUGAUAAUAUUGGUGACAUUGAUCCAGUUGAAUCAUACAAAUUAAUGUAUGACAAUAUAAUUCAUGAUGAAGAAUUAGAUGUUGAAUAUAUGUUGAAAGAAGCUAUGAAUUAUUGUUUGGAAUAUCAUAUCAGUCAACUUAUGACAAUCGAAGUUGUCACCAAUUUUGAAGCAAGAAGAUUAUACUCAACAAAUGUUAUGGAAACUUUAUUCAUUGAAGAAUCUUUGAACUAUUGGGCUCAUCGUUUUAUUGAUGAAUCAUCUUUAAGUGACAUUUUUAAAUAUGGUCCAUCCAAAAUACAGACAAUUUAUCUAUUAGCAAAAAAAACUUUAAAUAUUUUUGCAGUAAAAUAUUAUUGUGCACAAAUUAACAACUCAAUAAUAGAUUUUGAUUAUAUUCAAUCAUAUUUUUAUGAUUUAAUUAAGUAUCUAUCUGCUAAACGAUAUGAAUAUUGUUCAUUUAGACAAGAACAAAAAGAAUUAAGAAAGAAAAAAAUUAAUUUUGGCUAUUUUUUAAUCAAUUCUCUACCAAAUGAAGAUAAACAACAAAUAUUAUCUUCUUAUCGUGAAAAAGAGAUUAUUAAUUUACAUAAAAUAUGGCGUUAUUAUAAUCUAGUUUCAUUUGACAAUAUUUAUUCAAACGAAGGAAUGAAUGGUUACGAGAAAAAACUCUGUUAA